Molecule: messenger RNA, 2965 nt
Organism: Ctenopharyngodon idella (grass carp)
Lineage: Eukaryota; Metazoa; Chordata; Actinopteri; Cypriniformes; Xenocyprididae
Gene: spam1
Product: sperm adhesion molecule 1
Exons: 4
Coding region: 275-1594 (439 amino acids)
Biological process (GO): carbohydrate metabolic process; hyaluronan catabolic process
Cellular component (GO): acrosomal vesicle
Molecular function (GO): hyalurononglucosaminidase activity
Source: RefSeq, a predicted model, not a curated record
AAGCUGUCCAGGCCCUGAGGCAGCAAAGCAGCCCCAAUUGCCCUUCCACAAUGCUGCACAUAACAGUUGGGAUGAGGAUUUGAUGUGCUCCAAAAUUUUUACCACCCACAGUCAUUUUCAUUUUUUUGUAGCCCAAGAACAUUUUGAAUGUUUACACUAAUCCUUUUCCAGUUACGUAGUAUUGUUUUUUUAAACAUUGACCCCAGUUAAUAUUUAACAGGAACCUGAGCUAGCAACAUUUUCUCCUUGCUACAAGAGAAACACAUUUCACUCGAUGGAAGACCACAGGAAACAACGGUUACCAUUUUACAUCAUUCUCUUCAUGACAUUCGGGUAUCUUAACCCAUCAUUGUCUCCUCUACCAACAGCAGCACCUCUCUUCCAUAAGCCUUUUGUGCUGUUAUGGAAUGCUCCUAUUUCCAAAUGCCAACAAAUGAAGAUCCCUCUAGAUUUAUCGAUGUUCCAGGUGGUCACCACACCUUCCAGAGUACGCAAUCAAUCCCUGACCCUGUUCUACAAAAAUCGACUUGGGCUUUACCCCUAUGUAGACCUCCACUCCUUGAAGGAGUAUAACGGUGGCAUCCCACAAAGGGGCAACCUCUCUGCUAGUUUGGAGAAAGCUAAGGAAGAGUUUACCCAAUACAUUCCGGACUCAACCGCUGGUCUGGCUGUCAUGGAUUGGGAAGAGUGGCUUCCAAUGUUUGACCGGAAUUGGGACGUCAAGGAGAUAUAUAAAGAACUGUCCAUCAACUACACCCUCGAACAGAACGCUUCUCUCAACCUGCAACAAGCAAGCAUCGAAGCCAAGCGACAAUUCCAGAAGGAAGCCAGAUGUUUCAUGGAGGAAACUCUGAAGAUGGGACUCUACCAUCGACCUUUGUACUUGUGGGGCUACUACUUGUUCCCAGACUGCUAUAACUAUGACUUUGAGGAGUCAAACUAUACAGGUACUUGUUCAGAGAACACAAAACAGUUGAACAAUGAGCUGCAGUGGCUGUGGGAGGUUAGCACUGCCCUUUACCCCUCAGCAUACCUGCCGGUCUCUGUGAGUGAAAGCAAGAAUGCUGCACUGUUUGUACGUCACCAGGUACAAGAAGCAAUGAGAGUGGCAGCCCUGCCAAAACACCGCCACACUGCACCGGUCUACGUCUAUCUACGGCCUCUCUUAAGAGACCAAAAGGAGCUUUACAUGAAUGAGUUCGACUUGGUCAGCAGUAUAGGUGAGAGUGCAGCUCUGGGGGCUUCUGGGGCUGUGCUGUGGGGGGCUAGUGCUGAUUACAAAGACAAGACCUCUUGUGAAGCCUUGUCUACAUACCUGUCUGACACUUUAAACCCCUACAUCGCCAAUGUCACCACUGCGGCCCAUUUAUGCAGCAAAAGUCUCUGUCAAGGAAAUGGUCGUUGUGUCCGCAAAAACUACAACUCGGACGAUUACCUCCACAUUAGUUCAGAAAGCCACCAAAUCAUUAGGAAAGAUGGGAAAUACGUGGUCACAGGUAGCCCCUCCCCAAGUGAUUUCACUUACUGGGAAAAGAAAUUUACCUGUCAGUGCUAUGAAGACAGGAAGUGCACAGCUAUGAUACCUUCUUUUUAACAGAAAAUGUUCUAGAAUAAACAAACAAAGUAUUUGGAAAGAUGAAUUCAUUUACACUACUUCUUGUAGGAUAUCAGUUGCAGCUACAUUAACAUUUUUAAUCAAUGGCUUACUUUUAGACGACAGAAACUCAAGAAGACCCGACUUUAACAUGACCACUAUAAUGUAAUGUGUGACCAAAUUAUGCAACAAUUUAACAUGAUAUAUGAUUACAGGAUAGAAGUUGCAGACUUCAUAUAGUGGCCAAAAACAACAAGCACAACCUGUUAAUUUUUACACUAAUUAUAUUUCCAGCGCUCAUAAAUUUGUCUUUCUACAGUGUAUUGAAAUUGCCUAAUGCUGUCACAAAAUGUCAAACACAUCACGAUUUUAAACAACUUUUGAUAACACACAUGUUGGUGUCAUUACAAUAAAAUGGUGAAAAGGAAAAUGUACAAUUCAAGAAUCAGGGGCAUCGUCAAGUUACUUUACAUCUAAAAAUCCUAAGUUGAAGCACAUCUGAAAUGACAAACCUGCUACUUUCUCGAACUGCCCUUUGUUUCUCCACAUCAUUUCUGUGACACCAGGAAAAGUUUGCCUGGGGUCUGACAUGACAAGCUUCUUCUGAAUGUUAACCUGUAGACCUCACAUCAACAUGUAAGCCAUGUAUUCUUCACAGCAUGGAGAGACAACUGAAAUUCUCCUAAGAUAGUCUACUACUUCAUCCCUUGGGAAGAGUUUUUCCCAAGAGGUUGCAGAUUUCUGUAGCAACCACCAGGCGUCGCUGUCUCUACAUUAAAUACACAUUGUUUGAAACUAUAUCUGUAGAAUUCACCCUAAUACUUAAUAUUAUAUAAAUAUGAAUAGCAACUAUAAACUCAUAUUUAGCCUAUUACUAUUAUUUUGCCUAUUAAUUUUACUUAUCCCUAACUGUAGAUGGCAGUGUGGUUGCGUCACAGCACUACAGCUAGUCCAUUCCUAUUAUGAAUAUUAAUACUGAUCUCUAAGUAGGCUAUUUCAGUUAAUCUUAAUUUUUACUAAAAAGUUACUAAAUUAGGCCUAUUUUACAGAACACAUAGGUCUCUAAAGACCAGGGGCUGUAUUCACAAAACAUUUUAUCUUACCACUAAGAGUUCUCCUAAAUGGCAGUAAAAGUUCUUAGUUAAGAGUUUUCUCUUAAAACCUAUUCACAAUGCUGAUGAGACAAACUUUUACUAAGGAAUAGAGAGAAGUCUUAAGCUAAGAGAAAGGGUGGGGUUGACCUCGUUGCUAUGGUCUAUGCCAACAGUGAUUGGCUGAUGGGGAGGAGUCUCUGUCAGCGAUUUAAUCAUAGAAAUAUUGUAGAAUGAGGUAUCAUGUUGCCAUAUACAAAUAAAGGUUUUAAAAUAAAAA